Messenger RNA from Radiomyces spectabilis, 795 nucleotides. Its product is annotated as RlpA-like double-psi beta-barrel-protein domain-containing protein-containing protein. NCBI's taxonomy places the organism in Eukaryota, Fungi, Mucoromycota, Mucoromycetes, Mucorales, Radiomycetaceae. The record is from RefSeq and is a predicted model, not a curated record. The transcript has 2 exons. The coding region runs from base 219 to 659 and encodes 146 amino acids.
GGAACUUUUUUUUCUUCUUUCAUAUAAAUAUCGUGCACCGCCAUUGUUCCUUCCCGUAUCUUUACUUGUUCGUCUUUCCCUUGUUUUACACUUGCGCGGGUCGCUUCAGUUGAACAUCGUCGCUUUUCCUUACUUUUACUCCUUCCCUUCUUUAUUAACUUUUGUGCAGAGCACCUCUUUCGAUAUCCGUGCGUUUAUAUAACUCCUGACUAAAAGAAAUGCAAUUCCUUUCUCUUAUUCUCGCCGUUGUUGCCUGCUUCAUUUUGGCCACCGAGGCUUCCCUUCACUCCUCCAACGCCGACCGUCAUAUGUCUCGUGCCGAACGAACCGUGCUGUCCAAACGAUCAACUUAUCAUGGCAAAGCUACCUGGUUCGUCCCUUCCAAGGAAGGUGGCUCCGAUGGCGCUUGCGGUAAACACGAAGAUGAUGAUGCUCUUAUUGUUGCCUUGAACCAUCCUCAAUAUGGUGACAUGUCUUCCAAGAGCAAAUGGUGUGGUAAAAAGAUCAAGAUUUCCGCCAACGGCAAACACGUUACUGCUACCGUGAACGAUGCUUGUCCGGAAUGCAAGCACGGCGAUCUUGAUUUGACCCCCGUUCUUUUCGAAAAGUUGGCCGAUCUCGAUAAAGGCAUCAUCAAGAUUUCCUGGACUGAAAUCUAAAAAAUUCUUUGUUCGUUUUUUUUUUGUCAUUUCAGCCACUCUUUAUAACUAACCAAAUAAAUUGUCAUACCUAUCCCUUUUUUUUCGUUCUUUUCUUUUCCUUUUUCCAACCAAACGGGUAGUCUCAUGCAAAAAC